Molecule: messenger RNA, 2033 nt
Organism: Nelumbo nucifera (sacred lotus)
Lineage: Eukaryota; Viridiplantae; Streptophyta; Magnoliopsida; Proteales; Nelumbonaceae
Product: polygalacturonase At1g48100-like
Biological process (GO): carbohydrate metabolic process
Molecular function (GO): polygalacturonase activity
Source: RefSeq, a predicted model, not a curated record
CCCAAGACCAUCCCCCAAAGCCUCUAACCAUUUAACUGAAAGAUGGUGAUAUUCUAGUCAACUACAGCCUGACAUGUUUCACCUUUGCAUAAGAGAGCUUCUGUUUACAGACUGCACAACUAUGAAUUACAGCCUCUACUUCAAUGCUGGUCCAUACUCCAUAGAAACUCCCCUUAGUCCCCUGCCACCACCAGGUCGGAUUAUAUACUUCACACAUGAGGCUUACUUUUUAACGCCUUUGAAACGGUGGAGUUUCUCACUUUCUCUCGUGUACUAAGAUUCCUUGGUAGAACUACUGGGUUCCUUCCAAACCAGGAGUAGUUCUUCAGGUCUCUGCAGGUUUCUCAAUAGAGUGAGAACUGCCUGCGGUAAACCCUUUGAAUCGCACAUCCAAUGGAGAACCUUCGUGGCUUCUUGCUUAUUUGGGUCGUCUCCAUCUUUCUCUCGUUCAACUUAAUCAAUGUGGAAAGCAGAUACCAUUUUCACAAGAAACAGAAGAGUAAGAGCUCAAAUGCAGGGAUUUCUUUUUGGCAGUCCCCCCCUGCUAAUCCCCCCGAUGCAGACGAUCCGCCGACUGAUCCUGGGUAUUCAACCUCGGAGCCCUGUGUUUUUGAUGUCACAUCUUUUGGGGCGGUUGGAGACGGUUCCACUGACGACACUGACGCAUUCAUGGCAGCCUGGAAAGCGGCCUGUGCGGCUGAAUCCGGGGUUCUUCUUGCUCCGUCUGAUUACGUGUUUCUGAUAAGGUCGACAAUUUUCUCAGGCCCAUGUCGACCGGGCUUUGUGUUUCAGGUGGAGGGAAUCCUGAUGCCGCCGGACGGACCAGACUGCUGGCCUAAAUCGGAUAGUAAUAAGCAAUGGCUCGUGUUUUACCGGAUAGAUGGAAUGACUCUUACUGGGUGUGGCACCAUUGAAGGGAAUGGACAAAAAUGGUGGGAACUCCCCUGCAAACCUCACAGGGGCCCUAAUGGAACGACAUUGCCUGGACCAUGCGACAGUCCUGCAUUAAUUCGGUUCUUCAUGAGUUCUAAUGUGGUGGUCAGUGGCCUACGGAUCCAGAACAGUCCCCAAUUCCACAUGAAAUUUGAUGGCUGCGAGGAAGUUUUGAUAGAACAGCUCUCCAUAUCUUCCCCUGCUCGUAGUCCCAACACAGACGGAAUCCACAUUGAGAACACAAAGUCUGUUGGAAUAUACAAUUCCAUCAUAGCCAACGGUGACGACUGCAUCUCCAUUGGACCAGGUUGUUCAGGCGUCGACAUAGAGAACGUCACUUGUGGGCCUAGCCAUGGAAUUAGCAUUGGGAGCCUAGGAGUGCAUAACUCACAAGCAUGUGUCUCGAACAUAACAGUCCGCAAUGCAUUAAUAAGGAACUCAGACAAUGGAGUGAGGAUAAAGACAUGGCAAGGGGGAAUGGGUUCUGUGUCAGCUAUAAGCUUCGAGAAUAUCCAAAUGGAGAAUGUCAGGAACUGCAUCAUUGUGGACCAGUACUACUGCUUCACAAAGGGUUGCCUGAACCAGACGUCCGCCGUGCUCGUGACCAAUGUAUCCUACAAGAACAUAAAGGGCACCUACGAUGUGCGUAGCCCCCCAAUACAUUUCGCCUGCAGUGACACGGUGGCGUGUACCAACAUUACACUUUCAGAGGUGGAGCUUCUACCUGCAGAAGGCGAGCUGGUGGAUGAUCCCUUCUGUUGGAAUGCUUAUGGAACUCAACAGACCGCCACAAUCCCUCCCAUUUCCUGCCUGCUAGACGGAGAACCUCAGUCCAUAGCAGAGAGCUCUAGUUUUGGUUGUUAGGGAGUUCUUAGUCCUACUAGAAUGAACCCACUAAUAACUUAACUGCAUACACCCCAGUAGCCCAUAUUUUUUACUCCAUCCCUUCUGGGGCUUGUUUCCCUUACAGUGUGAUGUGAUGUAGCAGAAAUGGGCCUAUUCUUUUUUAUCCCUUCAUUGUAAUAGAAUGGAAUUUUACAGGAUUACUGUAGAAGCCAAGCAUAUAAAUAAUAGUUCAGCACCGUCGUUGGUUUUCUAUA